Messenger RNA from Racocetra persica, 1139 nucleotides. NCBI's taxonomy places the organism in Eukaryota, Fungi, Glomeromycota, Glomeromycetes, Diversisporales, Gigasporaceae. The record is from the annotation of a GenBank genome assembly.
CUUUUAUUGUGGAUAUUACUGACGGUAUCCCAAAGCGUGCUACUUUACAAUUCUGUCGCAAUUGUGAAAGAUACUUACAGCCACCAAAUAUAUGGGUUCGUGCCGAAUUAGAAAGCAGGGAAUUACUGUCACUAUGUCUCAAAAAAUUGAAGGGUUUGAAUAAGGUCAAACUUAUUGAUGCUGGCUUCAUAUGGACAGAACCACAUUCAAGAAGAAUUAAAGUCAAAUUAACUGUUCAGAAAGAGGUUUUCAUAUCAACGAUCAUCCAACAAAUUACAGAAGUCGAGUUCGUGGUUAAUCAUCAACAAUGUGGUGAUUGUACACGCCUUAUGGCAAAAAAUACGUGGCAAGCAAUGGUCCAAGUCAGACAAAAAGUCAAUCACAAACGGACUUUCUUGUUUUUAGAACAGCUCAUCCUCAAACAUUAUGCACACAAAGACACGAUCAAUAUUAAAGAAGUCAAGGAUGGUCUUGACUUUUUUUAUGCACACAGAUCCCAUGCUGUCAAAAUGGUCGAAUUUCUAAAUGCUGUUGUUCCAAUUAAACAGCCGUUUAAUUCCUUGGCAACAACAAAGAAUUUGGUAGAAUAUUAUGUUUUGGAUGUUGAACCUUUAGGCCCCACUCGUGGCAAGUAUAUACUUGCCGACAUCCAAGUAGCACGCUCUGCCGACUUUGGAAAAAAUGACAUCACCUUUUUUGCACGAUCUCAUCUUGGUGGGAUUCUUAGUCCAGGCGACAAUACUAUGGGAUACGAUCUUUCAUCAUCCAACUUUAAUGAUAUCACUUUUGAUAGUCUCAAUCAGGAUUCUCUUCCCGAUGUUGUUCUCGUCAAAAAAUCUUAUUCACAGAGACGCAGGAAAAAUAAACGUAAUUGGAAACUAAAAUCUUUGGCAAAAGAAGAAGAGCAAUUGGAUUUAGAGAAAAUGGACCAAGACUAUGAGAUGUUCUUACGAGAUUUGGAAGAAGAUUCAGAGCUUCGACAGAAUAUUAAUUUGUAUAAAGCUUCCGAUACAAUGGAUAUAGAUACAAUAGUUGAAGAAAAUAAUGACGAGGAAGAUGAUUUCCCCGAAGUAAAAUUAGAAGAGUUAUUGGAUGAUCUUACUCUUAAUGAUAAUGUCGAUCCAAAUAAUGUCCAUUAA